Molecule: messenger RNA, 2065 nt
Organism: Patiria miniata (bat star)
Lineage: Eukaryota; Metazoa; Echinodermata; Asteroidea; Valvatida; Asterinidae
Exons: 2
Coding region: 283-1293 (336 amino acids)
Source: RefSeq, a predicted model, not a curated record
CAGCGGCACAUAAUGUAAAGCCAGCUUACAAAAGGUCAGCCUUGGCCACGCGUGAUUAUGUACCGAGCACAAGUACACUGCGGUUAUAGCCGUGCAUAAUAACCAUACUCGAGUGUCGCCAACAAUACAGGGAGAGUGUGCUGCACAGAACGUAAAAUAUUGUACAUGUACAUGCGGAAACUGAAUGUUGACCUCGAGCAGUAAAAGUACUACUACUAUAGCUCAGCUCAACGCGACUGAUACUCUGCUGUGCUUGAUAACAUCUUAUUCCUCCAUGAUAAUAUGGAGUCUAGGUCGAAAAGGUUAAACUUCUCGGUGCUGGAGAGGGACGUCUUGCUACGUCUGAUCGAGGCGAACAUCGAGAUCGUCGAGUCGAAGAGAAACGACGGGAUGACGGUGCGACGGAAGGACGCAGCCUGGUCUCGGAUCGUGGCCGGGUUCAACGCUGAGCACAACGUGGUCAAACGGACGCACCGCCAGCUCCGUAAAUACUGGAACAACCUCAAGAUGCGGGCCAAGAAAUCCAUGAGCUCUAACGGGUACUCCACGCUCAACUUGCCCACCGCGGGAUCGGUGGCGCUGCGCAUGGGGAAAUCUAACUCCCGGAGUCCUGGUAUCCCUAACAAGACACCGGAUGGAAUGGUUUCAAACGGGGCUUGCGCAACCACCAGUGGCCGUAUGCCAUCGUCCUCUCUUGGGACGGUUGUGGUCAAAAGUGAGCCCAAGGACGCGUGGUCUUACCAGGAGCAGCAGAGUCAGGAAGGGAAGGAUGGAGCGGAGCUGUGCUCGCCAGUUCCGCUCACCGAAGGAGGCCAAGAUGACGAGGAGGUGGACGAACAUCCCGGGAGAAGCAACGGUGAGGUGACAGACCCAGAGGCGGAGUUCGAGGAUGUGCAUGAUUCGGAUGAUGAGGAGAUAGGAGAGGUUUUCCACUGCGAAGGCGACAGCGAUUACAGACACGAAACAGCCGCCGGGGUGAUGAGCGACUUCGACAACCCCAGCAGCCACCAUCAGUGGACGGCGAUGGACUACGCGCGCAACGAACACGAGGCCAAGAUGGCGCUGCUGACCGUCCAGAUGGAGACGGCUCACGAGCAGCGAGAGCUGGCCCGUGAGGUACGAGAACAGACGAGACAGCGCCACCGGCUCGAGAUGCAGGUGCUGGAGGAGAAGCGACGAUACCGGAGGAUAAAGAUGAACGCGCUGACUCCACACGGACACUCGCUGGUACACGGUACCCACGAACCAAGAGCCCUAGAGCCCAAACAGAAGACUUCACUGGAUAAAGCUUAGACACCUACUUCCGGACAAGGGCCCAAUUUCAUGUCGCUGCUACGUACUAGGCACACGAUUUUCUGCUAACAGAGCCUCUAUUUUCUGCUAACAGAGCCUAUUAUUCAGAGCCUAUAUUCAGUGGAGCAGUAAAAGGAAAGCGCAAGCAUGCAUAACCGAACAAAGUUCAUGAAUUGGUUAGGUCACAAUAGAAAUCUCCAUGCCCCCCCCCCCCCCCCCCCAUACACACACACCAAAAUACUGAUAAUGUCCCUUUUCCUUCCCCAACCAAAAAUGUAUUUUUUUUGUAAGUUGUAUUUUUCUUUAAGUAAGCAAAAUAAUUUAAAAUAGCUCUAUGGGGGGGGGGGGCACAUAUUGCAAACGUCCUAAAUUGCAGUUUUUCCCAGUUGGGCCCCAUAAUGCCUCGUUAUAUCCAUUGACAUAAGAAAUUGUAAACAGUAAGCGUUUUGCUAACUUAAAAAAAAAUACAACUUAAUAUAGCUCUAUGGUGCCCCCAUGAUAUUCGUGUGCCCCCCCCCCCAAAAAAAAUUCUAGCUUCGUCACUGAACCGUUAGCACAUCCACACCAUGAAAUAGUGCUUAAAUUUAGCACAUUUAUCUGUUAAUAUUUUAAGCACAACUUUUCUGUUGUUAAGCUGUGUUAUGAAAUUGGGCCAAGGCCACAACCCCCACCGUACUAUAAUUUGCCAUGCAAGCCGAUGUUAACUUAAACGCAAAUGCAGAAAGGGAUGUCAACGAUUUCGAAAGUCGAUAAUAAUGGCUUAAUCUGUAAA